GGUGAACGAAGGUUUAUAAAUGCUUUUGACUCGGUGAACUUACUGUAGAUGUUUCUAUAUAACCGUCGGUGUUGAGGUAUUGCUCAGAUUCAACUACUUGUUUCUCACAAGCAAGGCACACGGCAAGGCACCCGGGCAAGAUGACUACCCAGGGUAAAAUGGGUGUGGCACAGAGGCUGAUGUUUUGGAAACGACAGGACGGGAAUUCCCCUGAGGAAGCGAUAGAGCGCCUUCGCAAUCUGCAAGAACUUCUGUCUAAAAAAACCGAUUACCUUGAAAACAAAGUUGAUUCAGAAACGAAAAUUGCAUUGGAAAACAGAGUGAAGAAUAAGAGAGCCGCACUCCAGGCCCUGCGACGUCGAAAGCGAUAUGAGAAGCAGCUGCAACAAGUGGACGGAACGACGGCGUCACUGGAGGUGCAGUUGGAGGCGUUAACAUCGGCUUCGGUGAAUGCUGAAGUCGUGAAGUGCCUGAAGUUAACGUCAGAGACGAUGCAACGUACCUUCGGCAACAUGACAGCGGAAAAGGUGGCGGACCUGAGAGAUGAGGUGUCGGACAUGAUGGAGGAUGCAGAAGAAAUCGGGGGGAUCCUUGCACGGCCUCUUGGCGGCGAGGAAUUUGAUGACGAUGAUCUUCUGGCUGAGCUUGAGGUAAUGGAGCAGAACGAGCUCACAGACAAACUGUGUAACAUGCAGUUCCCUUCUGUGCCCACCGAGAAGGUCAAGGUAAAAGACGACAAGACGACCGGGAAAGAGAAAGAGGAAGAGGAAGAAAAAGAAGAACUGAGGAAGUUGGCUGAAUGGAUGUGACGUGGCUCUACAAGGGGUGACGUCACAUCAUUCUGUUCGAUCCAGUGGGUGUUAUCUCCCGUCUACUAGUAUUUAAUGCUAGUAUUUUUCAGUGUAGAAUCUUGUACUGUAGAUGGCGUUUGCAGAUAGUAACUGUUAAAUACAGAAAUGUAUGUUGUAUUACUAUACAGCUUUACAUGGCCUCGGCAAUAUUGCAUGCAUCACGAUUUAUUACUAAAUUUAGUGAUGAGAUCUGUUAUAUGUAUGCAUAUACCAUUAUAUGUACAAUGUAUGUGGUAAGUUUCAAUAGAUGUCUUAAGUCUCA
Haliotis rubra (blacklip abalone) is the source of this 1113-nucleotide messenger RNA. RefSeq names its product charged multivesicular body protein 4c-like. Gene Ontology annotation, cellular component: multivesicular body; cytoplasmic side of plasma membrane; ESCRT III complex. Gene Ontology annotation, biological process: late endosome to vacuole transport via multivesicular body sorting pathway; vesicle budding from membrane. Lineage: Eukaryota; Metazoa; Mollusca; Gastropoda; Lepetellida; Haliotidae. The record is from RefSeq and is a predicted model, not a curated record. The coding region runs from base 141 to 809 and encodes 222 amino acids. The transcript has 6 exons.